Molecule: messenger RNA, 1847 nt
Organism: Baudoinia panamericana UAMH 10762
Lineage: Eukaryota; Fungi; Ascomycota; Dothideomycetes; Mycosphaerellales; Teratosphaeriaceae
Exons: 2
Biological process (GO): protein transport
Source: RefSeq, a predicted model, not a curated record
AUGGACGGUCAGACCAGCAACACCCGUCAGCCCACAUCCAGCAGUUCUUCCAGGAGGAGAAGACGAAGCAGGGGUAAGCCGACAUGGCUGGGCUGGACCUUCGAUAAAGCAUUGAAGGUCUUCGUGUGGUAUGCCCUCAUCACCGUCCUGUUCAGAUGUCCCAGCGAGCAGAAGGACAUCAAAGAAGGCACGCCCGCGUUGUGCAAGCCAUACCUGCAGACGCGUGACCACGUGACUCCCUACGCGAAACCGUACUACGACGACUACGUGGCGCCACAACUACAGAAGGUGCAACCCUACAUCGACCAAGUCAACACGCGUGUCGUUGAUCCAGGUGUGAAGGCGUACAGGCAGCAUGGCGCACCGAUCGUGACUCGGGCGCAGAAACAGGCGGUCGUGCAAUGGCAGAAGACGAUCAAGCCGCAGCUCGAGGUCGCGAGACAGCAGGCCGGCAAGCAGUAUGACAUAUAUCUCAGCCCGCACGUGAAGAGGGUGCAGGAUGUGGUUCAACCCUACUACGACUCAGUCAGAACGUCUGCCACAGACAUCUGGGAGCUGGAGGUGGAACCGGUGUACCGUAACACGGCACCCUACGCGCAGAAGCUUCUCACCCAGGGCCAGGCUUUCGCCGUCAAGACUCUCCUCCCACAAGCACGAUAUGCGGGUACGGCGGCGUGGGCGUUCGGAGCGAAACAAAUCUGGCCGCGCAUGCAGGUCCUCUAUGGCGAAAACAUCGAGCCGCAACUCUUGCGCAUCCGUGAGCGGCUGGGCAGAUACAGAGACGAGAAGCGCCUGCAAGCCGAAGUGAAGAGUAUGGACGUCGUCACCGAAGCCCCCGUCUCUGCAGUCAAAGACGCCACCUCAUCCGCCUCAUCCGCCGCCAGCAGCCUAACUCCAACCGAGCACUUCCACGAGGACCUGCAAGCCUGGGAACGCGCCUGCUCCAAAGCUGUCGAAGAAGGCGCCGAGCACCUCCGCACCCACCUCGCGGAAAUCGCUUCCCACCAGACCGCCACCCAAGCCAACACGACCGGCCACGCACUCCUAACUCAACUCGAAGACACCGUCUCCGGCACGCUAAACAGCGUCAAAGCGCGCAUCUUGUCAAUCGUAGCCUCCCUUCCCGAAGACGCGGAGCAAGUCCACAUCGACGAGGCGAAAGACAGUCUCAAAACCGCUAUCCGCAACGCGGGCCAAAACGUCAAGUCUGCCGCCCAAGCCAUCCGCGACUGGAAGGCCCAAACCAACGCGGAAACCGACGACCUAGUCACCAAAGCCCUGCAAUCUACCCUCGAAACCAUCGACUCCAUCCGCGAGAUCCGCCUCGCGGAAAUCGGACGCAAGUACGCUGACGCGGGUCUGCCGCAUAAAGAGUGGAGUGCGUAUAACGAGUUGAAGAAGUCUACGAAGCUUUGGAGGGAUGAUGUGGAGAACGUCGUUGAUGCUAGUACGGAGCUUAAGGGGUUGAAGGAGGCGGUGGAUGAGGUGGAGGGGAAGGGGAUGAGUGUUGCGGAGGAGUGUGCGCGGGAGUUGGGCCGGUUGAAGGAGGUCGGGGGGUGGAAGAUCGAGGCUGGUGAUGGAGAGGAUAAUUUCAGUAGUAAGCAGAUGCCGCCGGCGGCGGAGAGGGCGAGGAAGAAGGUGGUCGAUACCGCCUCCGACGCCUCGGAAGCUGUCUUGGGGAGUAAGCGGCCGGAGGAGGGGAGUUUCGAGAGUGUCACUUCGGCCGCCGCGGGUCAAGCGAGCAGCUUGUCCUCGAGUGCGUCGGAGGCGGUGUAUGGAUCUACGGGUACGGUGGAGAGUUUGACGAACAAAGCUAAGGAGAGUGCGAGCAGUCUGGCGGAUGGCGC